Messenger RNA from Acanthopagrus latus (yellowfin seabream), 1897 nucleotides. RefSeq names its product G2/M phase-specific E3 ubiquitin-protein ligase-like. NCBI's taxonomy places the organism in Eukaryota, Metazoa, Chordata, Actinopteri, Spariformes, Sparidae. Gene Ontology annotation, molecular function: ubiquitin-protein transferase activity. The transcript is spliced from 4 exons. The coding region runs from base 987 to 1877 and encodes 296 amino acids. The record is from RefSeq and is a predicted model, not a curated record.
UGCGUGGUCCACCAGAACCCCUCGACAUGGAGCAAACACCUGGUCUGGGUUGAGUAUGCCCAUAAUUCACUACCCACUUCAGCUACUGGUCUCUCUCCAUUUCACUGUGCUUUCGGUUAUUCACCACCUCUCUUUCCAGACAAUGAGAAGGAAGUCGCGGUACCCUCAGCUUAUGCCAUGAUCCAACGAUGUCGACGCAUCUGGGCAGCUGCCAGACAGGUUCUCAUAAGGCAGGGAGAUCGGGUGAAGAAGUAUGCAAAUCGGAGAAGACGCCCAGCUCCUGAUUACCAGCCCGGGCAAAAGGUUUGGUUAUCAGCUAAGGACCUCAAACUCAACGUGUCAUCUAAGAAACUGGCUCCCCGUUUUGUAGGUCCAUUCCCAGUCACCAGGAAAAUUGGACCUGCAGCAGUUCGUCUACGUCUGCCUCGGUCCCUACAUGUGCAUCCCACAUUCCAUGUCAGCCAGGUCAAGCUGGUAAAAGAAAGUAAGCUGGUAACUCUCCUCUCGUUUCAGGUCACUUGCCCUUCCUCCUGUGUCCCUGGUCUGACGUCAUCCCUGAUUCCUGAUUGUUUCCACCUGUGUUCCCCUUCCUCAUGUGUAUAAAGUCUCUGUCUUCCCCUGUCUGCGUCGCCUAAGUAUUUCGUCUUUCAUGUCGCGUACUAAAGCCUUGAACCACAGUCAAGAACCUCGUUGUGUUAAGUAUAUUUCUUGUUUUAUUAUUCUGCAUUUUACCUCUCGAGGAGAGUGAGUUUUCUUUGUAAUUUUUUCUGGUCAGGAAUUUUGAGUUUGUAGUUUGAAUUUUCAUAGUCUCUUCUUUAUCCUCGUUGUGAGUGAUUUUUUGUUGAUUUAAAUUUUGAUAGCACAGAGCAGAUACUUUUCAUAGCCUGUUGUUCCUCUUUGGAGAGAUUUAUUUUGUAGUUUUUCUAUAUCCCUGAAUUUUCUAGAAUAGAGUAGAUUCCUCCUUCGGGAGCGCUUUUUGUUCGUCUAUGUUUCUUGUUGUUUGUCCUGUUUGUCUUCUAAGAAUUUUCAUAGUUGUUUUGUUCUCAUUUAUCCUGGAGAAGAGUAAAAUCAGAUUAAUAAAAUUUGAUUGUACUUUCACCCAUUCUGCAUCUGAGUCCUAUUUUCUGCCCAAGUCUGUCAUCUUCCAGCUGAUGUGUGGCCAGGAUCCGCAACUGGAACAGUUCGACUGGCAUGUGCUGCCUGACCCAGAUGUGCAAAGCAAAGUCAAACAAAUCCAGCAGUGCAAGACUGCAGAGGACCUGACUGCACUCCAGCAAGACUUGGGGGACUGGAUUGCUGAGUGUGGCAUCCCAGGCAUAUUUAAUGCUACAGUGAAAGACAUGCCGAAAAUCUAUGCAUAUGUAGUGAAGCACUAUAUCUUUCUCAGAACUGCCAAGAUGAUACACCAGUUCACAGAUGGAAUGAAUGCAUAUGGGAAGCUGUGGGAUCUGGUCAUGGACAACUGGAUUGCCUUCCUGCCUUUGUUCACCAACAUGCAGGAACCUCUGUCAAAGGCAGCCUUCAAGGCCAUCUUCAGUUACAACUACAGCAGAAGAGGAUCCAACCACCAUGAGGCAGAGGAGGACACCAUCUUCAGCUGGGAGAUGGUUCUUAAUAUGAUUGAAGACAAAGUGACUGAACUGAGAUUUGAAGAUCUUCUGAUUUUUAUCACUGGAGCGGAUGAAGUCCCUGCCCUCGGCUUUCCCAGGAAGCCCUGCAUUGACUUCUAUGAACAGGAAGCAGGCCAGCGCCGUUUGCCCUACGCAUCUACCUGUGCAAUGUGCCUUUACCUACCAAGAGGUAUCACAGAGGAGGACAAACUGCACGAGAUGCUUUUGCAGGCCACAAGAGACUCAUUGGGAUUUGGAAAGGUUUAGUUCGCAACAUUAGGAAUGCA